This is a messenger RNA of Actinia tenebrosa (Australian red waratah sea anemone), 5364 nucleotides long. RefSeq lists its product as uncharacterized. Gene Ontology annotation, molecular function: extracellular matrix structural constituent. Lineage: Eukaryota; Metazoa; Cnidaria; Anthozoa; Actiniaria; Actiniidae. The record is from RefSeq and is a predicted model, not a curated record.
CUUGCUCAGAUUUGACACGUAUGUUCCUCGUUUUGGACCAAUAUAUUUCUAGAAAUCAUAAGGCCCUGUAUGUUAUAGACUUUGAAACUUCGGCUUUGGAGCAUGAAGCAUCAAUGGCAGCAUUAUUAAAGAAUCACUAAGCGAUAGUUCCAAGCACUGUAUGAAGACUUCUAAUGUGGUGGAUUAAGGGCCAGCUAUCCAAGCCCAGCCAGGGGGUCCUUGUAGCUGUUAUCCUUGCGAUUGCCAAUUUCCUCGUUGACUUUGCCUAUGGACAGUCCUCAGUAGCUAUUCAAGCUAUCGAUCUUCCUGAAGCCUUUGGAUGGAGAGAAACAGAUCCAGAUGGAGUUACUUUGGAACGUUCGCAAACGUUUUCUUUGAAACUCCCAGAUUAUUUUACCCAAAAUGACACCAGCAGAGAAUUUUCACUUCUUUUUACGUUAAAUUCGAAACUAAUCAAUUCCUUUAACGUAAGCGUUAAAUCUGAAUCGGCUAAUUCUUCUGAAACCUUAUUUAGUCUUCUGCUUAGUAAAGGACAAGUUACGUUCCAAAAAGGAGAAAAUAUUCUUGGAAUACACAAACCGGAUUACGUCUUUGAAGAAUGGCAAAAAUUUGUUAUCAUCUAUCGAGGUCUUGAGCUUCUUCUCCAUGACUGCAGGACAGUACAAAGAAUACCAUUUCCUGAAAGGUCAUCGGACUUGCCUCCAUGGGAUAGAAUCGCUGUGACUGUAACACCAAACUUACCUACGAGAGAGGAUGUCAGGGAAAACAUUUGCGAGCUAACCUUGAUGAUUGGAUCUGAUGGAGUUUCURAACACUGUGCUAAAACAUAUCCAAUAUGCCCUAAAGGACCAGAUAUUAUCCUGCCAACCCCUAGAAUUAUACCAACAGAUCCCCGCCCCACUCGCAACAUUAUCAACGAGAAAGGACCUUCUGGCAUAAGGGGACCAAGAGGAGAUCCUGGUCGACCUGGUGAACGUGGGUGGCCUGGGCAUGUGGGUCAUAUAGGGCCUAAAGGCGAAAAGGGGUUUGAAGGAGCCAAAGGAGAGAAGGCUGAAUCAGGACCUAGAGGAACUCGCGGACCCCCCGGCCCACCAGGUGAGAUGGGACCAAAGGGACUCCAAGGACACACUGGUUAUGCCGGACAUCAGGGUCUGCAAGGUAAAAAAGGAAUCCGCGGAAUAAUGGGUGAACAGGGUAACCCUGGAAUCAUUGGCCCACAAGGCUUACAAGGCAUUGAAGGACCUCAGGGCAUCCCUGGACAGAUGGGAUUUCAAGGAAAACAAGGCGAGAAGGGAUUUUAUGGUGAUUCUGGACCCAUGGGUCUAACUGGCAGCCCUGGAAAGCUUGGAGCCCAAGGACCACCAGGCCCAGCAGGUGUAAUCGGCCAUAGGGGUGACCGUGGUCCUAGAGGAAAAGCAGGAGAAAUAGGACUAAGAGGAGUUACGGGUCCUACUGGCAGCUUAGGAUUGAUGGGCGUUAAGGGACAGAAGGGAGAGCCUGGACGAAAGGGAGUGAAAGGAGAGCAGGGCAACAAAGGAAAAAUGGGCCUAUCAGGAACCAUGGGCGAGAAAGGAAGACUGGGACGGCGUGGACCAAGAGGUGUGGAUGGAGCAAAUGGUCCAAGAGGCGAUCCAGGAAUUGCUGGUAAAAAGGGAAUUACUGGCCAGCCUGGAAUACCAGGGUUUCCUGGUAAAAAUGGUGCAAAGGGUCCCACUGGCAUGGACGGGAAAUCUGGCAUCGUUGGAUUAAAAGGACCAAUGGGUGAGACUGGAAAUCCUGGCAACAAGGGUCCUGAAGGCGGCGUGGGCCGAGCAGGACUUAAAGGUGACACGGGAUAUCCUGGUGUUGAUGGUUUUAAGGGUAGAGCUGGGAACCAAGGGGAACAAGGAAAUCAAGGCGGAAUGGGACCACCUGGUAAAAAAGGAGCCCUCGGUGACCCAGGGACGCAUGGCGUGCCUGGUCCUCGUGGUCUUAAUGGUACUCAAGGUUUGAUUGGUGAUCCAGGGGCUGCCGGCCUUGCUGGGAAACCUGGCGACCAAGGUACCAAUGGAAAAAUAGGAAUAAUGGGACCACCUGGAUUUGAAGGGGUUCUUGGAACGGCUGGAGAAACGGGAGUUGUAGGACCCAGAGGCAGAAAAGGAGAGCGAGGAGAGAAGGGCGAGGAAGGCAAGCAGGGUUUGAUUGGACGAACCGGUGAAGCAGGGUUUCCUGGACGGGAGGGUGACGUAGGAGAGGAAGGUUUGGCUGGAGAAACUGGCCCAGUGGGUAUCAUCGGUAGAAGAGGAGACCCUGGAGAUAUGGGAACCGAUGGAAAGCCGGGUCCAGCUGGUUCGACUGGUCCUAUUGGCUUCAAUGGCACCCUAGGACUAGAGGGUUUUAUUGGAGCGGUAGGCGAAGAUGGUAUGCCUGGAAAACCUGGACCGAAGGGUGACAUCGGAUCAAAAGGUCGCGUUGGCUUCACGGGAGAGAUAGGAGAUCAGGGUCCAGAUGGCCCAAAAGGUGAACCUGGAGAAAUUGGCAUGAAAGGUUUAACGGGUGUGAUUGGAGCAAUCGGUCCAAUGGGAAUGGCAGGCGAGCUGGGAGAGAAGGGUGUAAUGGGUUUUCCAGGAACUAUUGGAUUUUCAGGACAUUCAGGCGUCGAGGGUAUCAUGGGUCCCCGAGGCAAGCCUGGUCCACUGGGAAAGAUGGGAGCAAAGGGACCGGCAGGUGGAGUAGGACUGUCUGGCGUCAAAGGUCUGAAAGGCGUCCCUGGUCUAGUAGGAUUCCGCGGACACCCUGGUCCUCCAGGAGAUAUUGGCAGUGCAGGUGAACAACAGGGGGCGCCAGGGAAAACAGGAUCCACUGGACGUCCCGGAAAGAAGGGGCCAAAAGGAGACAAAGGAUCGAUUGGUACUUUCGGAAAAAUUGGCAUCAAGGGAAUCGUGGGGGACGAAGGGAGUAUCGGGAACCGAGGUUCUGUUGGAAAAUCGGGCGAAGACAGAGAAAUAGGCCCCAAAGGAGAAAGAGGCUCUGUCGGAGGUCAGGGUAAACCUGGAAUACCGGGUCCCAUCGGAGACAUAGGCUUACGUGGACCACAGGGUAAACCUGGUUCCAAAGGCUCACACGGUGCCUAUGGAGCAUUUGGUCUCAAGGGCGAAAUUGGCGAGCCUGGUCUAUUGGGGAAGCCUGGAAAAAUCGGCGCCGAGGGGUUAGCUGGAGCGAAAGGAGAAAAAGGCGAUCCUGGGAAACUUGGAGUCCAGGGCAAAAAAGGUGAGGUGGGUCUUAAAGGAAAUAAGGGCUCAAAUGGUGAUCAGGGCUCAAGAGGGGAUCCAGGGCCAAAAGGAAAAGGAGGAGGUGUAGGACCCAAGGGCAAACUCGGUGAUCGAGGGCCCAUAGGGAAAGUAGGCGCUCAAGGUCCUAGGGGAAUUAAAGGUCCGUUAGGAGAUCCUGGUCCAAAUGGAGUCCCUGGUAUUUUGGGACCUAAAGGUUUCCUUGGUGAUCCUGGAGAAGGAGGCACGCCUGGCAAACAGGGUGCUAGAGGCUAUUCUGGACAACCAGGCAAUCCUGGCCUCAAAGGAAAGCGGGGAGAUCAUGGUAAAAGGGGCAAGGAAGGCGGAAAAGGAAGAAAAGGUCCACCAGGCAGCAGUGGAGGUAGGGGCAAGCGUGGUGCGCCUGGAAGGCCAGGUACCGAGGGUUUCCAUGGAGAGCAAGGAGCCAAAGGCAUAAUGGGUGAUGAAGGUGUCAAGGGCCCAAGGGGAUCCCCGGGUUCUAGAGGACGACCGGGCAGACCUGGACCAAUGCGAGGAUUACAUCAACUUAGUGCGCAUCUAAAUCAGUUCAUCCCAGGUAACAUAAAAAGCUUCUACAUGUCAGAAGUGGAUGAUACAAAGUUUCCCCUGGGUACCCGCCACAAUCCUGCUUUGACCUGUAAAGAACUGGGGAAAGUAACAGGCAUAAAAGAUGGGAGGUUUUGGAUUGAUCCUAACUUGGGUUGUCCUGGUGAUGCAGUCAAAGUACUUUGCAAGUUUAAAACCCGAGAAACGUGCAUUAUGCCCCAUUAUAAUAUGAUUCCAAAGCAAAAGUGGUAUAACAGCACUACUCCAGGAUGGCGAAAAUUCUCAGAUCUUGCAAAAGGAUCGAAGAUCAAGUACAGGAUCAGUAAAGUACAACUUAACUUCCUUCGAUUACUAAGCAACAGCGUAUCACAGGAGAUUGUCAUCAAAUGCAAAUCUGUAGUGGUAUGGUUUCAUAAAACAACCAAAAGCUUUCGAUAUUCAUGGAAAUUCCAUGGACCCUAUGGCAAAGAAUUCUCCGCCUCUUCUAAAUAUCGUCCAAAAGUCGUAAAAGACAAUUGUAAGUACGAUGAUGGCAAGUGGCGACGAACGAUGUUCAAAUUUUCCAGCGAAAAGAUCAACCACCUCCCAAUAGAAGAUUUCUCCUUCUACCACAGAAGUAUCUCAGAAGAACAGCUUGGCGCCAAGAUUGGACCGGUUUGCUUUCAGUGAUAGGUCAUUUAAUAGUUAAUGUCUCACUAGAUCACUAAAUACUACUAGUUAAUAACACAAAGAACUACAGCAUCCCACGAUCACGGAAAGUAUUUAUUGGAUUGAGCUGGAUGCUCGUUGUUUUACCAAAUACUCUCAUCACUUUUACUUUUGUUUUUUAGGUUUUUUUUUAGCAGUGAAUAUUUGUCCAUUAAAAACUCCUAGCAUGACAAUAUCUUGAAUUCGUUAAUCAGUUUAUAUUACAAGGUUUGAUCAAACAUAGAGCAUGUCCUCGUAGAAGUAAGUUCAAAAAACCCCUUCGUUUCAUAUAUUUUUAAGUUAACCAUCAAUGUAGUACACGAGCUGUGUUUUGCAUACAUCCAAUCGAUUACUUUACACCAACAUAUUGUAGUUUCUAGAAUCGAAUAUAUUUGGGUUUCAUUCUCAUUAUAAUAAAUAUCAAUGGUUAUUGCAAUCGACAAUCGUUGCAGUAAAUCCCUGACUUCCUUUCAAGAAUAUUCGCGUUUUUGAUAACCAAGUAGUAGGUAAGACAUUUUCCGCAAUUUACUUUUUUGGGGCUUUAGAACUAUAUAAACAAUACACACAUUUUUUAAUUAGACAUAUAGUCGAUAAUUUUAGUGUGUUAUUUAGAUAAUAUUGUUAAUAUUAGUAUUGUCGGAGCAGACUUAACUGUUUAAGGAGACCUAUCACGUAACCAUGGUAACAAUCAAGGAAUUUCUCAUAGGAUUUUGGACUGUUUAUGAAGAACGUAAUCAUACACAAGGAAGAUAGUGACUUAAAGUCAAGCCUCGACCAAGGCUCAUGAUUAGAUUGGGGUUGAAACUUAGACUAGUGUUUAGAUCAACACAAGAAUGACACAAUAAAUAGUUUCAAAGGUGUG